GAGUGUCAUGUAACAACUUAAAAAAUUAAUGUGAAAACUGAAAAUGGCUUCAAGGGGAACAACAGAAACCAGUAAGCUUAAGCAGAAUUUGGAAGAGCAGUUGGAUAGGUUAAUGCAACAGCUUCAAGAUUUGGAAGAAUGCAGAGAGGAACUAGAUGCAGAUGAGUAUGAAGAGACCAAAAAAGAAACUCUAGAACAGCUGAGUGAGAUCAAUGACUCCCUGAAGAAGAUCAUGUCUGGAGAUAUGACUCUCGUGGAUGAGCUCAGUGGCAUGCAGCUGGCAAUACAAGCAGCCAUCAGCCAGGCAUUUAAAACUCCGGAAGUAAUUAGAAUGUUUGCAAAGAAACAACCAAGACAAUUAAGGACAAAGUUGGCAGAGAUGGACCGAGACCUAAUGGUUGGGAAAUUGGCACGGGACCUCUACACACAGCAGAAAGUAGAAAUCCUGACUGCCCUCAGGAAGCUUGGUGAGAAGCUGACUCCAGAUGAUGAGGCUUUCUUGUCAGCAAAUGCUGGUGCAGCCCUGAGCCAAUUUGAGAGAGUCUCCACUGACCUUGGAUCAGGAGACAAGGUCUUUGCUCUAGCAAGUUUUGAAGUAGAAAAGGCAAAACAAUGAAGAGGUGCAUGGAGCUUGAAUCUCUCCAGUUGUCAGGAAUAUUGGACUUCUGUCAUAUUGUAACUGUUUUUCUAAGAUAUUGAAAAAAACAAAAAAACAAGCCCUAAAACUUUUGGGUUCUUAACCAGAAGAUAUGAAGUAAACAGACUUCAAGUGCACUUUGGAACGCUGGUGUCUCUGCCCCUCAGUAACAUAAUCUCUGAGGCUAAAUGCUAAGUGGUACUCUAAAAACAAAACUUUAGUAUGAUUAUCUUUGAAAAGAAUUAGCCGUUUUCAACUUUUCCAAACGUGUAUUUCUCUAACUAUUAAAAUAUCAUCUUUUUGCAUGUGGCUUUAUCAAGUAGAACUUUUUAUUUCAGAAAUGAUCCUAACUGAUUAGCUGUAUUGGGGGUGAUUUUUUUAAAGUUGCUCUCAAGCUGUCUUAAUUUUGAAUUUUUCUGGACUUUCUACUGAAUAGAUAGGACUAAAUAGGAACUUUCUACUAAAUAGGAAUAGACUGCGGCUUUUAAAAACUGGCCUAGUUUAUUUAAAAUGCCAUCUUUUUGUAAACUAUUUGCA
Molecule: messenger RNA, 1174 nt
Organism: Nothoprocta perdicaria
Lineage: Eukaryota; Metazoa; Chordata; Aves; Tinamiformes; Tinamidae
Gene: LZIC
Product: leucine zipper and CTNNBIP1 domain containing
Exons: 6
Coding region: 44-616 (190 amino acids)
Biological process (GO): negative regulation of Wnt signaling pathway
Cellular component (GO): beta-catenin destruction complex; nucleus; cytosol
Molecular function (GO): beta-catenin binding
Source: RefSeq, a predicted model, not a curated record